AUGGCGGCCAACGAUUUUGCGACGAAGCUAAGCAGAAACACCAACAGAAUUACAGUGAUCUUGGUCUACGCAUUCCUCGAAUGGCUUCUCAUGUUCUUCAUCUUUCUCAAUUCCCUUUUCACUUACUUUAUCAUGAAAUUCGCCUCUUUCUUCGGCCUUAAGCAAGUCUGCGUUCUCUGCCCAAAGCUGGAUCGAAUCUUCGAGCGAAACCAAGAAAAAAGAUUCACUUACAAGGAGCUUUUAUGCCGGAAUCACGUCGCUGAGCUGGCAAGACUGAGUUUAUGCAAAACUCACGGCAAGUUAUCCGAAUCAGUUAACUUGUGCUCGGAAUGCUCAGAUCGCGAAGAACGGAGCAACAUUGGUUUAGGGUUUUGCACCUGUUGCCAGAAGAGCUUGGCAGAUAAACCCUAUCCUAGUUACUUUCGUGUCAAGUCAUCAAUUUGGGGGAACACUCUGUGUGACAGAGAGAACAGGGGAUUGAUUUUGGAGAUGAUAGAUGACGACAAAAUUGGAGAUCUGUUCGAGACACAGAGAGAUACAGAUCCCUUAGCGUUCUUCAGCGAGAAAGCAGAUGAGGAAGAAGAAGGAAAGAGACAAGAGCAUCAGCAAAAUGGUGAAGUGAUUUCAGACGCCGAGAGCUAUGGUUUAAGCCUGAGAGAAGUUUCUGAAGAAGAUGGGUUGAGAUCAAUCAUCAGCAAUAAAAUUCUUGGGAACGAAGAAGAAGAAAUCCCAGAAGGUAAAUCAAGAGUUUCAGAGGAUGAACAAAGUGAUGAUGACACAGGCAUUGCUUCCGCAUGUGUGGACGAUAAAAUUUCAGGGCGUGUGGAAGAAGAAGACAAAGAAAAAACAGAAAGAUCAGUUUUGUUGGAUGAUCAAUUUCAGACCAAGAAUGAAGCUUUUGUCAUCGAAGAUCUCUCUGUCGGAUUUGAUCCUAUUUUAACAGGUAGCCAAAAUGAAGAAAAGACAACGGAGCUUCCGCAAACACCUACUAAUACCUUAUUGCACAAGAAACUUCAUUUUCUUGCCAAUAAUGAGUCUGAAGAUGCAGGAGAUGGGAGAGUAGCAGUAGUGAGUGAGAUGGACGGUGGCGAUCCUGUAAGGACAAUCGAACGGCUGAGAGAGACUGUGAGAGCAGAGCAAGAAGCACUGAGAGGUUUAUAUGCAGAGCUGGAAGAAGAAAGAAGCGCGUCUGCAAUAGCAGCUAACCAGACAAUGGCGAUGAUCACGAGGCUACAAGAAGAGAAGGCUAAAGUUCAGAUGGAGGCGUUGCAGUAUCAGAGAAUGAUGGAGGAACAAGCUGAGUAUGAUCAAGAAGCCUUGCAGCUUUUGAAUCAUCUGAUGGUAAAAAGAGAGAAAGAGAAGGAAGUGCUCCAGAGAGAGCUUGAGGUUUAUCGAGAGAAGGUUUUGGAGUAUGAGAAGAACAAAAUCAGAACUACGAAAAGCCAUUGCGAGGCUGUUGAUGAUGAUGAUGAUGAUGAUGAUGAUAAAAAUGAGGAUAACGCUUCUGAGACGGAUGUUGAUUUGGAGAAGAUAACAUUGGAUUGUGUAAAACAUAUGAGCAUGCUUGAUGAGUCUCUAUCAGAGUUUGAGGAAGAGAGGUUAGUGAUCUUGGAUCAGCUUAAGGUGUUAGAGGACAGGUUAGUAACAAUGCAGGACAAUGAAUCUCCAGGAGAAUUCAGCAAUAGUUAUGAAGAUGAAGGAGUAACAAUGGCAUCAAUGGCAAAGAGUCUGCUUCCUCUUCUAGACGCAGCAGAGGACGAAUCAGAAGACGGUUAUCAAGAACUACUACCGGAGUCUUCGGAAAGAGAGAAGCUAGAGAUCAUCAAACAAGUUGAUAGCGUCUACGAGAGGCUACAGGUGCUGGAAACAGAUGGUGAGUUUCUGAAAAACUGUAUGAGUUCGGAGAAGAAAGGUGACAAAGGAACGGAUCUUCUUCAAGAUAUAUUGCAACAUCUCCGUGAUCUCAGAACCAUUGAACUCACUGACACAAUAGAAAAACAAGACAACACAGGAUGA
Microthlaspi erraticum is the source of this 2016-nucleotide messenger RNA. Lineage: Eukaryota; Viridiplantae; Streptophyta; Magnoliopsida; Brassicales; Brassicaceae. The record is from the annotation of a GenBank genome assembly.